This is a messenger RNA of Manis pentadactyla (Chinese pangolin), 4724 nucleotides long. It is a transcript of the gene SLX4IP, whose product is annotated as protein SLX4IP. Bases 1140 to 1619 code for a protein of 159 amino acids. The transcript has 8 exons. The record is from RefSeq and is a predicted model, not a curated record. Lineage: Eukaryota; Metazoa; Chordata; Mammalia; Pholidota; Manidae.
UCCGCCAAUUGUUCAAGAUGAAUAUUUUAAAUAACUCAAAUGGACUUGUUAGGGUACAGUAACUGCCUUGUGGCGCGUGCUUAAGAGGCACUUAUUGAAUGAAUGAAAAAGUAGUCAGUGGUGCCCUGCAGCUCGCCGCCUGGCUUGACCAAUUACAAAAGCUCCUGAUUCUGCGGUUCCGUCGCCAAUGCCCGCCUUUUUUUACGGCUGCCUGGAAAACGAGGAGAACAGGCAUUGCCAGACAUCACGUCUCUGGAUCGGGCUGGGAAGCGGACAUGCGCAGUACGAGCUGGUCGCCUCAAAGUUUAUCUUCAACCUUCGGGAACUUACGGGGAGGCAGGAAGGCUUCUAACUUCGGUUCUGCACAAAUGAGGAAUUUUCCACGCUGUCUCCCCAUCCUGCUUUUUAGUUCGAGGACAAACCUUUACUCUUUUGUACCAUUCAAAAUAAUUAUGGAGGAAGUUAUGUUUAUGGCUAAAGUUUAUCCGGCAUUGUGAAAGCCACUUUUUCUUUCCAACCUGUCUUUUCCAUAAUCUUCCCUAUAGAAGAUUCAGAAGAAUCUUCCCAUUUUUGUGCUAUUUUCCUGUAUCAGGAAGCACUCUGCAUCACACAAAUACGCUUUCUUUUUCUGUCAUCUCCGCGGUCCAGCACAGUGGAGAACCUUGAUUCGUUAUCUGCCAAUCAUAUUCACUGUUGGAAGCCGCAUUACACUCACCCUCUGUCGCCAUUUUUGUUUUGGGCGCUCCUUGAAAGCGGCGAUAUCGUGAGUGGAGGUCAUUUUUCUUUUGGGCAGAUUGCUCGAGCUUUCCAUAUCCUUGGUUAGUGAUUUCGCCUCCAUCUUAAAUCCUGGUGUGGCUUCAAGCCAACAGUGAGGCUGCUCAGAUCAUCUUGCGUUUGGGUGACGACAGUUUUUGCUUACGCGCGGGGAGACCCUGGGAAGGGGAAAAAAAGAUCGAAGCGCGAAUACCCGUACAUUUUGAAGGUGGGUUGAGAGUCGGCUGCUUCUCUAAGUCUGAAAUUUCCACAGCCAAGUACUACUGCACCAGUGACCCUACCCUGGACAGUAACAAAACAAAUAAAAGCCCGAAACCAAACCCCGCCACCGUCAUAGGUCUGUAAUACUCUGGAAUCAAUAAGCCAUGUCUUCAAAGAAAUUUGCUGUUAAAUGUGGGAAUUUUGCUGUUCUGGUGGAUCUUCAUAUAUUGCCGCAAGGUUCCAACAAAGAUACCGGCUGGUUUUCUGAACAGAAGAAACAGGAAGUCUGUUUAUUGUUAAGAGAAACUAUUGAUUCAAGAGUUAAAGAGUACUUGGAAGUUCGUAAACAGCACAGACUGUCAAAUGCAGAAUUCACAAGAUCCAGUCCCUUGUCCUUAAAAGGUUAUGGCUUUCAAAUCACAGCCUAUUUCCUCAAGAGAGGGAUACACCUUCGCUGCUUUGCGGGCUCACAGAGUGCUGAGCUUCGUGUAUUCCCCGAAAGAUUUGUGGUCUGUGUAAGUCAGCUUUCAUUCAGUCGUGAUCUCGUGACAAGUUGGAAUGAAGAACUGGAACAUCUGACUGGGCAUGGCCUGGGAAAUUGGUUUCAUGAGGAACUGUAUUGGAGACACGUUCUUGGUAUGUGAAAAGAACUGAAACGAAAAGCGUCAUGAGCAAAUCACGGAGCAGCAGGGACAUUGUGGCAACAGCUAGUGACUCAGUGACUGCAGAGAUAGCAAGGAGGGGUGACAGCCAGGCUUCAUCCAGGCCCCUGUCGGGAGUCCACCAGGCAAGCAAGGGAUUACAUAAAGGCAGCUGAGAGCCACUGGGGACUUCCUGUUCAAAAGCUGAGAAAUGUUCGUCAGGCGCAGCCAGAAGACAUCAGCAGCCAGCAAAAACCUCAUCCUGGGGAGCUGUUAGAGACGGGGCUUCGAAGCGGGAGCCCUGUCUGUCGCUGUGAGUCAACAUCACCAGGUCCAAAUUAAAGUCCACGAGGGGCCGGAACACACAACAGAAAUGCAGGAACCGCAGGUCUGCAGAAGACGUCGACCGCCCCAAGAGCAUUUCUCUUGGAAGCAAUCGAUUGGUCCCGAGAGAGACGGCAGUGGGAGAUGGCAGAGCUGCCAGGGUUCUCCCAACUUGAGAGCUGUUAGAUCCCGAGUUACUUUUGAAACGAGACUUGGCACAAACCUAGUCUAAUGAAGAGUUGGAUGUUUUGCAAACUCUGUCCCCCAAACAUCUUGUGAAAACUGAGCCAGGGAAGGCACAGCAAACUGGCUCAGUCAUGAACACUGGAAGUUACCCACAAUCCAGGACAGCCCAACCAAGGAAAGAAAGAAGCACAAAAGAGGCCACUGACUGGAGAGGAUGGCAGUGUCGUGGGUGAGAGUAUGGUGGCCUCGCCUUUGGAGGGGAGGGCAGCAGUGUGUAUAGACGCUGUGAUCGUCGAGGGAUUAGCAGGAUUGUUUUAAACAGAAAAUAGGUAUUUGUGUUAGGGCUAGCUUUCUAAGCGGUCACCUCCAGGAGGCCAUGUGCUUUUUCUCACAGCACUGCCACUCUCUCGUCAUACUUACACCUGUCUUCAGAAAGUUAAACAGCCAUUCGCCUUGUCAGGGACAACACCGCUUGUCAAAGAGCCGCGUGAAGAAGCCAAUCAGCUGUCUCUGUGGCACGUCACUGCCAACCAUGUGGCGGGCCCUGUAAGGCCAGGCACGGUCUGCAGUUCAGUUCUGGGGCAGUUGAUCCUCCCUUUCCUCAGCCCGAGCAGGGUGGCAGUGAGGGGACAGGCUAGUGGUUUUCCACAUCUGCUCCUUGGACCAGCACCUGGAAUGUGUUAGAAAUGCAGCUCAUGGACCCCACCCAGGCCUACUGACUGAGGAACUCUGGGUGAUCCUGAAACAUGUUCAAGUUUGAGAACCACUGGACUAAUUGGAGACUCUGUAGUGUUUAUUUCCUCCAACCUGGCUAGCAUGGCAUCCAGUCAGUCAGCUGGAGCCCACGUGAGGACAUGCGCACCUGCUCCCUCAAACUUGUAAAAUACCUGGCUUCAGUGUAGGAGUUGCUCUGUUCCCAGGCUCUACAGCUUGGUGUCCACAGCCCCAGGAUGCUGUUACUUACCCUAAGAAUUGCUGGCAAUUGAGAAUUAAGAAUUGAGUACAGGUAACUCAGCCCAAGGUUAGGGAAGACAUGGGAAAGGCUUCCCUGUCCCUGCCCUUGCCCCCACCUCCAAGAUUUUGGUUAGGCUCAGCAAGGACUAGACCCCAAGGGGAAUACAGUGGUCAUAGUUUCCAGUUUCCCAUUUGCAAGGCCUCACAGGCAGUUUAGAUUUCAAAACAGGAACCUUCCAUUUGUAGCAUCUCCCUCUCUUGUUUCCAGUGUGCUUGCUGAAAUGUCACAUAGUGAAUCAUGGCCAUGACUUAAUUUUGGAUGAACACCUACUAAAGGUUUUUUUAACCCAAUUUCAUUCUAAAAUAAGGAAAAGACCAUACUCAAAGACUACCCAUUGAAUGUAUCUUUUUCUGCUCAACUUUGGGUGGUCCUUAGAAGUAAUAACUCCCUAGUAACAAGGAAAAUCAAGUAUUUCCCAGAAGUGUUGGAGUUAGCAGAAAAAUGACCCAGAAAAAUCCCAGUGAAAUAAAAAAACAUGAAAACAGACACAGUGUAGGUCCUUGCUCAAGACUAUAAUUAGUGGUCUCUCCCAGCUCAUUCUGCCUUUCCCCACUUGUAUUGUAGAGUAAGACUCAUUAAGAAGCAACCAAGUUUCACAGCACCAUUUUGGAUCAUGAAGUUUAGCCUUGAUUGCCGUGACUGGCCAUGGAUGUAGAUGCUGUUCCUUUGAUGCUCCAGACCCUUUCUGGAAAACCGUCCGCUUCCUGUGGUCCAGCCUCACCAGCCCCACCAGGAACGUGGCCCUGCCCACUGUUGACCUUUCCUUUUCCCUCUUAGGUUUUUUCCCUGCCCUCUAGCUGACUCCAUUUAAAGGGUUCUUUAGGAGAAAAGGGAGCCCAACAGAAUGAUAAUCACAGUAAGGCAGAUUCUGCUCAUCCAGUAGAGGUAGACUGCACAGGAUGGAAACCUCCUGAGAAAAUGCUGGAACUUUGACUUCCAUGGUCCAUUGGGGGACCCUUCUCUUAGGGUGGCUGGUUUUCUAGGUGGGCUCUUCACUGACGACGGACCACAGUGUGUCAUCUAAUCUUCUUAAACAGAAACAGCUAUUAGAACAGUUUAAACAGGACACAAAUAGUAACCCAAGUGAUAAACUGAGAAACAGCAAGCUCCCUGGAAGAGUCUGGAAUAAAAAGGACAACCAUUCAGGAACAGUGGCUGCUGCCUAUGCCAGAGCUGCAAGGAGAUGGUUGCACUAGAGGCACCAGAGCAAAUUUUUCUAAUGAAAUUAACUUCUUUUCAUUAACCUGGGCCCUGUGAUUAAACCAAUACUUGUAAUGAUUUCUUUCAAGAAAAGUCUUGGCUUUGAGGUUCAGUAUAUUUGUGAAAAUAGCAAUUACUGUGACCACAGAAGGAAAAUGACCCCUGUGGUUGCAGAUUGACAUGGCCUUGCUCAUGGCCACCAUGUACAUGGGGUUUUAACCAGAUUGACGGGGGAACAGGGCUCCACUUCUGUACUAUGGCACGUGUUCGAGGAAUUUUGCCGUUAAGCAUUUCCUUCCAUGUGUAUGAAACACCCCUGGAUCUCUUUACUUGAGUGGUUGUAUGUUUCCUUGGAUAUUUGAAAGUACAAAGUGGAAAAUGGC